CAUGUGUCCAUCCUGUGUUUUUAUUUCACGUUUUCCCCAAGGUGUGCGAAUGCAAAAUGAAGCUGUUCUUCCUAAGCGGCUUGCUGCUUUCUUGCUGUUGCCAAGCUGGGGCAGUGAAGAGAGAGUACUAUCUCGGGAUUAUAGAGACGGUGUGGAACUAUGCGCCUGGCAAUAAAAAUAUCAUAUCUGGACAGCUCUUUGCAGAAGAAGAGCAGGCGGAAGUCUUUCUCAAAAGAGGACCGCAUAGGAUAGGAAGCGUUUAUAAGAAGGCCGUCUAUACUCAGUACACCAAUAAUUUGUAUGACGUGAUCGUUGAGAAACCUUCCUGGCUGGGUUUUUUAGGCCCGAUCGUUAAGGGAGAAGUUGGGGAUUCCAUUGUCAUUCACUUGCGAAACUUCGCGUCCAGAAGCUACACACUGCACCCUCACGGUGUUAAAUAUACCAAGGAAAAUGAAGGUGCUUUUUAUCCUGACAACACCAAAGACUUGCAAAAAAAAGAUGACGCUGUGAAGCCUGGAGACCAGUACACUUACACAUGGGAUGUGACAGAAGAUCAAGGUCCAGCUGACGGAGAUGCAGAUUGCAUAACCAGGGUUUAUCACUCCCAUGUGGAUGCUCCAAGAGAUGUUGCCUCAGGGCUUGUUGGACCUUUAAUAAUUUGCAGGAAAGGUACUCUGAGUAAGAACAGCGAUAAACACUUUGAUGCUGAAUUUAUCCUUAUGUUCUCUGUGAUGGAUGAAAAUCUCAGUUGGUAUCUGGAGGAUAAUGUCAGGACAUACUGCUCUGACCCUUCCAACGUUCACAAAGAUGAUGAGGACUUCCAGGAAAGCAAUAAAAUGCACUCAAUCAACGGGUACAUGUAUGGAUACCUCCCAGACCUCACAAUGUGUGUGGAAGAUAAGGUAAAAUGGCAUCUUUUUGGCAUGGGUAAUGAAGCUGAUAUCCACGCAGCCUAUUUUCAUGGACAGACUUUAAUAGAAAGGCAUCACCGCGUCGACACUAUCAACCUCUUCCCAGCCACCUUUAUUGAUGCUGUCAUGAUACCGAGGAGUCCUGGGGAAUGGCUGUUGAGCUGCCAAGUGAAUGACCAUAUUGAAGGCGGUAUGCAGGCCCUUUUUAAAGUAAGAGAGUGUAGAAAAUCCACAACAGAUCAUAAUGAGAGCACAAAGAUAAGACAGUACUUCAUUGCCGCUGAAGAAAUCAUCUGGAAUUAUGGCCCAUCUGCAAUGAACCAUUUUACAGGACAGGAAUUAAUUGCUGACAGUGAAUCUCAAAUAUUUUUUGAACAAAGUGAAACAAGAAUUGGUGGGUCUUAUAAAAAAGCCGUUUACAAGGAAUACACAGAUCAUACCUUCACAGAACAUAAAGAGAGGCUCCCGGAGGAUGUACAUCUUGGACUCUUAGGACCUGUUAUUAAGGCAGAAGUGGGUGAGAGCAUCAGGGUGACUUUCCGAAACAACGCCAGCCGCCCAUUUAGCAUUCAGCCCCAUGGUGUGAGUUACCGCAAGAGCAACGAGGGGGCAUGGUACGGUGCCGUCUCCGGAGGUACUGAAUCUCCAGCCUCUCAUGUGACUCCUGGCGCCACGUUUACAUAUGAGUGGAACGUGCCAGACCAUGUGGGCCCUACAGACCAAGAUCCAGACUGCUUAACCUGGCUUUACUAUUCAGCUGUGGAUGCGGUCAGAGACACCAGUUCUGGCCUUGUGGGUCCUCUCUUGGUGUGCAGGAAAGGAGCUCUACUCCCUUCUGGGAAACAGAAAAAUGUGAACAGGGAGUUUUUUCUACUUGCCACAGUAUUUGAUGAGAAUCUCAGCUGGUACUUGGAUGACAAUAUUUUGAUGUUCACACUCAAUCCUAACAAAAUUGCCAAAGAUGAUGAGGAUUUCCAGGAGUCUAACAAAAUGCACUCCAUUAACGGUUAUAUGUACGGAAAUCAACCUGGCCUUGAGAUGUGUAAAGGAAAUGUGGUUUCCUGGCAUUUGAUGGGCAUGGGGUCAGAAGUCGAUAUCCAUGGGAUAUAUUUUUCAGAAAACACAUUCCUAACUAAAGGAACAAGACGGGAUACAGCAAAUCUGUUUCCACAUUCUUUUCUUACAGCUGUUAUGAAGCCUGACUAUGAAGGCGUUUUUGAAGUGUCGUGCCUGACAACGGAUCACUACACAGGGGGCAUGAAACAGAAAUACAAAGUGAAACAAUGCCACUGGUGGAAUGUGGACCCAUCGCUGUAUUUGCAUACAAAAACUUACUACAUUGCUGCAGUGGAAGUGGAAUGGGACUACUCUCCUAACAGGACGUGGGAAUUUGAGCGGCAUCAGUUUCAUGAAGAAAGCCCGGGCAAUCCCUUUUUAAAUAAGGAAGACAAAUUCAUUGGUUCAAAAUACAGAAAGGUCGUGUAUCGUGAGUACACUGAUCAGACAUUCAGUACGCCCAAAACCAGAGCUGAGGAGCAGCAGCAUCUGGGAAUCCAAGGGCCAUUGCUUAUGUCAAAUGUUGGAGAUAAAAUCAUAAUAGUUUUUAAGAACUUGGCAUCGCGACCUUAUUCUAUACAUGCCCAUGGAGUGAAAACAGACGCUUCUGUUGUUGCUGUAACUAACCCAGGUGAAACAAAAACGUAUGUCUGGAAAAUUCCUGAGAGAUCUAGUUCUGGGAGAGGAGAUCCACGCUGCAUCGCCUGGGCGUACCAUUCAGCUGUGGACAUCGUCAAGGACACUUACAGUGGAUUAAUAGGCACACUUGUUGUGUGUCAUAGACAUUAUCUGCCAUCAUUUCAUAUUAAAAAAAAAGUUCAAUUUGCUCUUCUUUUUAUGGUUUUUGAUGAGAAUGAGUCAUGGUACUUGGAUGAAAAUAUUAAAACCUACUCUAGCAACCCACACCUUGUUGACAAAGAAGAUGAGGAAUUCCUUGAAAGUAAUAAAAUGCAUGCCAUUAAUGGGAAAGUUUUUGGGAACUUGCAUGGUCUGGUUAUGCAUGUUGGGGAUAAAGUAAGCUGGUAUUUGAUGGGAAUGGGCAACGAAGUAGAUCUUCACACAGCACAUUUCCAUGGCCACAGCUUUGAUUAUAAGCAAAUAGGAGUUUACCGGGCAGAUGUGUUUGACCUGUUCCCUGGAACAUUUCAAACUGUGGAAAUGAUGCCGAGGAACCCUGGCACCUGGCUGCUGCACUGCCACGUUACUGAUCACAUCCACGCGGGGAUGGAAGCCACCUACACAGUGCUCCCAAAGGAAGACAAAGCGUCUUUUUUUCCCCUAAGAUCAUUCAAUCAGUUAAAGUGGAGGAGUACAAGAGGCACGCUAGAACGAAGAAGCCGUUUUACCGCAGUGAUUCCCUGAGGUCUAUCUUCAGUGAGGCAUUUCUUCAGAAACACCGUCUCCUGGACGAUCCCUUUCAACGUGGGUUUUGGAAUAUUUCAUUUGGUGGCCGCUGCUAACAAAAGGACCACAGACUGAGACAGGUGCAUGGAUAUAACACUUGUUAAGGAUAUAAGCUUAUAAACAACAUUCUCCUUCAAUAAACAUUGUAUCUUGCCAGCUACUUA
Messenger RNA from Struthio camelus australis, 3535 nucleotides. It is a transcript of the gene CP, whose product is annotated as ceruloplasmin. The record is from RefSeq and is a predicted model, not a curated record. Lineage: Eukaryota; Metazoa; Chordata; Aves; Struthioniformes; Struthionidae. Gene Ontology annotation, molecular function: copper ion binding; oxidoreductase activity; signaling receptor activity. Gene Ontology annotation, cellular component: plasma membrane.